Cryphonectria parasitica EP155 is the source of this 1740-nucleotide messenger RNA. RefSeq names its product Metallo-dependent hydrolase. The record is from RefSeq and is a predicted model, not a curated record. Gene Ontology annotation, biological process: adenosine catabolic process; inosine biosynthetic process. The coding region runs from base 1 to 1740 and encodes 579 amino acids. Gene Ontology annotation, molecular function: adenosine deaminase activity. The transcript has 3 exons. Lineage: Eukaryota; Fungi; Ascomycota; Sordariomycetes; Diaporthales; Cryphonectriaceae.
AUGGCCAUGUCCAGCGAGGAGUGGGAGGAGAUAGCGGCAUCCAUUCCUUCUGAGGAGGACGCCUUUGUUCAGAAAUACAUUUCUGGCCGCGAGGCCCUCAUCGCACAGGAGAAAAAGCAACGAGCUGACCACUCCUUCAGGCAGAACCUCUCUCCCAUCGCUCAGAGAGCUUGCCGCAUAGUCGACCGCAUCCGUGAUGAGGAGCAGCGCACUCUCUGGACCCCCGAGUACGAGGAUGCCCUGGCCGUGCGUGAGGGCUGCACCAUGCACUCAGGCAUGAUGUUCACCCUGGCCAAGGACUUGAUGGAGCGCACCAAGCUGUGGCGCAUCGUGCGCCGCAUGCCCAAAGGCGCCAUCCUGCACGCUCACCUCGACGCCAUUGUCGACCUGGACUUUGUGUUCCGCACCCUGCUGGACGAGCCAGGCAUGCACAUGAACGCGCCUGGCGCAGAGGAGGGCGGCCUGUCCACCGCCGAGGCCCGCGCCGACGCUGUCGUCACCUUCCGCUUCUUCAAGGAAGAGCGCAACCGAGACACGUCCAUCUGGGAUGCCAAGUCGUACCAGGCAGGGGCGUUUGUGCCGCUGGGCAGGGCUGCCGAGUCGUUUCCCGAGGGCGGGCGCGAGGGCUGGAUCCGCUGGAUGAAGACCAAGACGACCAUCUCGGAGACGGACAGCCUCGAGCAGCACCACGGCGUGGACCACAUAUGGAAGAAGUUCAGCAAGUGUUUUCUGAUCAUGGGCACCGUCAUCCACUACGAGCCCAUCUUUCGCAAGUUCCUGCAGCGCCUGAUGCGCCAGUACUACGACGACGGCGUGUACUGGGGCGAGCUGCGGUUCACCUGGCCGCUCAACUACUACCGCCUCGGCCACGAGGUCCCCGAGACCAACUACAGCCACAUGUUCACCGUCAUCGACGAGGAGCUGGCGCGGUUCAAGGCCUCGCCCGAGGGCCGGGGCUUCUGGGGCCUGCGCAUGAUCUGGACCGCCCUCCGCAUCUGGGAGCAAAAGGCCAUCGUGCAGAACAUGGACCACGCCCUGACCACCAAGAUCGAGUUCCCCCACCUGUUGGCCGGCUAUGACCUCGUCGGCCAGGAGGACCUCGGCCGGCCCCUGCGCGACGUCCUGCCCGAGCUCUUUUGGUUCCGCAAGCAGCUCGCCGACGAGGGCAUGCCCGACGGCAUGCCCUUCUUCUUCCACGCCGGCGAGACCCUCGGCGACGGCACCGCCACCGACCAGAACCUCUUUGACGCCGUGCUGCUGGGCACCCGCCGCAUCGGCCACGGCUUCAGCCUGUACAAACACCCUCUCCUCGUCGACCUUGUUAAGCAGAAGCGCAUCCUCAUCGAGUCGUGUCCCAUCUCCAAUGAGGUCUUGCGACUGUGCGGGAGCAUCAUGUCGCACCCUCUGCCGGCCUUGAUCGCCAGGGGGGUGCCGUGCUCGCUGAGCAAUGACGAUCCGGCCAUGCUGGGCCAGGACACCGCGGGCAUGAGCCAUGACUUCUGGCAGGCCCUCCAGGGCUGGGAGAACCUGGGGCUCGCCGGCCUAGGCAGCCUUGCCGAGAACAGCGUCCGCUGGUCCUGCUUCGAGGACCAGACCGCAGACGAGUGGGCCAACGGGAUCAAGGAGGCCAGCUUGGGUAGCGGAAUCAAGGCGCAGCGUCUGCAAGAGUGGCGGGUCCUUUGGGAGGAGUUUUGUCUCUGGGUGUGUGAGGAAUAUGGGGAGACGUAUGGCGAGGCGUGA